Messenger RNA from Alternaria atra, 1278 nucleotides. RefSeq lists its product as uncharacterized. NCBI's taxonomy places the organism in Eukaryota, Fungi, Ascomycota, Dothideomycetes, Pleosporales, Pleosporaceae. Gene Ontology annotation, molecular function: structural constituent of ribosome; RNA binding. The record is from RefSeq and is a predicted model, not a curated record. Bases 1 to 1278 code for a protein of 425 amino acids. The transcript has 8 exons. Gene Ontology annotation, cellular component: cytosolic large ribosomal subunit; ribosome. Gene Ontology annotation, biological process: cytoplasmic translation.
AUGGCACGACAACGUGCCCAUACCGCAGCGCCCGAGAGCCGGCAGAUGCUCGCUCUCAGUCGUAUCCUCGAGAAGACAAAGAACGGUAACCUACACGUGCAGCGAUUCCGCGAAACGAUAGUGGCCGACCAGAAGCAGCUCAACGGACUGCUUGCAAAGCGAAAGCUCGAAGCCAAGAGGGAAGAACAACGCCGCCGUGGUGAACUCGCAUUUACGAUCCUCGAAGCCCUGCAAACCCCAAAUCGACCCGUAAAAAGCGAGGCGGCAACUUUUGUAGGCACUCACAUCGCUGGUAAUGCGGUCUUCACUUCUGCCAACAUCAUCUUGAGUGCAUCCGAAGCCCUCGUAAAUGAAUACCAAAGACUAGACGGCAUGAUUGCAAAACUACGCGAAGAGCAGCCUGCAGCUCUCGUGAACACAUGGAAGCAAGACGUCGAAGAUACAGACCAACAACUCAAGAAGGGGGCUCGGGUUGCAUUGAGGAACGUUAAGAAGGUGUUGGGUGCUGAUGUGGAAGAUUGUGUGAUGGCAGAGGCGGACGAAGAUAGGGAUAUGAAUAUGGAGGGAGGGGAGGAGGUUGAGCUGAACUUUGAACUGCAGAAGAGUUUGAGGUACGUUACCACGAUAUUGCUGAUUCUUAACGACUCUAUACUAACGAUACUACAGAUGGGUGCCCUCAAGUAUGUCGAAGAACUUCAGAAGAAGAAGCAGUCGGACAUGAUGCGCUUCUUGAUGCGCGUUCGCUGCUGGGAGCUUCGCCAACUUAAGGUCAUCCACCGCGCAAGCCGCCCCUCGCGCCCCGACAAGGCCCGCCGUCUCGGAUACAAGGCCAAGCAGGGUUACGUUAUCUACCGCAUCCGCGUCCGCCGUGGAGGCCGCAAGAGGCAGGCUCCCAAGGGCGCUACCUACGGCAAGCCUACCAACCAGGGUAUCAACCAGCUCAAGUACCAGCGCUCGCUCAAGUCCACUGCUGAGGAGCGUAUCGGCCGCCGCUGCGCCAACCUCCGCGUCCUCAACUCCUACUGGAUCAACCAGGACUCCACCUACAAGUACUACGAGGUUAUCUGCGUCGACCCCCAGCACAAGGCCAUCCGCCGCGAUCCCCGUAUCAACUGGAUCGUCAAGCCCGUCCACAAGCACCGCGAGGCUCGUGGUCUCACCGCCACCGGCAAGAAGAGCCGUGGUCUUGGUCGUGGACACAAGUUCAACAACACCACUGCCGGCAGGAGGAAGACCUGGAAGAGGCACAACACCCUCUCCCUUUGGCGCUACCGUUAA